AUAUAUAUCUAUAAUUAAAAAAUUGUGCAAUGUCGAGUUCGAAAAUACUUUAAUGAAAUUACCUAUAAAUACCGGGAAUAAAAAAAGAUAUAUUGUUUAAUUUUGACGACAAUGAUGUUAACACAUUAUUUAAUUCUCGUUUUAUUCUUAUCGGGAAGUUUUGCACAAUACGAUCCUCAUUUUUCAAACCAACAUAAUGUGAUUGUACAACUAUUUGAGUGGACUUGGAAAGAUAUUGCUGAAGAAUGUGAGAGGUUUUUACAACACCACGGAUAUGGUGGUGUACAGAUUUCUCCUCCGAAUGAGAACUUAAUACUAACAAACAGACCAUGGUAUGAAAGGUAUCAACCGGUGAGUUACGCUCUUAAGACCAGAUCUGGAAACGAAGAAAAUUUUAAAAACAUGACAAGACGCUGUAACAAUGUGGGCGUACGAAUAUAUGCAGAUACUGUUAUUAAUCACAUGUCAGCAUCUGAUGGGGUUGGUACUGGAGGAAAUUCAGCUAAUAAUGGAUAUUAUCCUUCCGUACCAUAUGGACCGGGUGACUUUCACGAUACUUGUGCAAUUAAUAACUAUAAUGAUCUAAACAAUGUCAGAAAUUGCCAACUUGUUGGUUUAAGAGAUUUAAAUCAUCAAAAAAAACAUGUUAGUGAUAAAAUCGUAGAAUAUAUGAAUCAUCUAAUUGACUUAGGAGUAGCUGGGUUUAGAGUUGAUGCUGCAAAACAUAUGUGGCCAGCAGACCUGAAACAAAUUAUGCUCAGAAUAAAGGAUUUAAAUACGGAAUUUGGCUUUAAACCGCAUAGUAGACCAUUCAUUUAUUUGGAAGUCAUUGACACAGGUACCGAACCAACGAAAGCUAGCGACUACAAACAUAUAGCCACCGUAAUGGAAUUUAAAUUUAGCAAAAAAAUUUCAAACAUGUUUAACGGAAACGACAAAUUGACUUACCUUUCAAACUGGGGAACCUCGUGGGGUUUUCUAGACAGCAACUUUGCAGUCGUUUUCGUAGAUAAUCAUGAUCUUCAAAGAGAAGACAACCAUUUGCACUACAAAGAUAGCAAGAGGUACAAGAUGGCGAACGCUUUUAUGUUAGCACAUCCGUAUGGUAUUGCUAAAGUCAUGUCUAGUUUUCAUUUCAAUAGUCAUGGUCAAGGACCUCCUAUGGAUAGCAAUGAAAACCUAUUAUCACCAAAAAUCAAUCCUGAUAAUACUUGUGGUAACGGAUACGUUUGUGAACACAGAUGGAGACAAAUUUAUAACAUGGUAAAAUUCAGAAACAUCGUUGGUGAUGCUCCACUAACCAACUGGUGGUCAAAUGGUGAUCAACAGAUUUCUUUUUGUAGAGGGAACAAAGGUUUCGUGGCCUUUACGCAGUGGUUGGACCUAAAAGCCAAACUACAGACCUGUUUGCCACCAGGACAGUACUGUGAUAUUAUUUCUGGUGAUUUAAAAAAUAACAAAUGUACCGGAAAAACUAUUACUGUAAAGAAAGACGGCAAAGCAUCAAUUUCUAUUUUGUCCUCUGAUGAAGACGGCGUGAUAGCUUUACUGAAAAAUGUUAAAGUAGUUUAAUAGUAAUAUUAUAUUAAAAUGAUUUUAUU
Messenger RNA from Psylliodes chrysocephalus, 1601 nucleotides. The record is from the annotation of a GenBank genome assembly. NCBI's taxonomy places the organism in Eukaryota, Metazoa, Arthropoda, Insecta, Coleoptera, Chrysomelidae.